AUGCCUGACAAAGUCGCCCGAUCCGUCACCGCUCGCUCAAGCAGGUCAUCUGUUGGAGAGCAAAACAACCCAUACCAAUUUGACGAUGACAUACAACUGAACGAUGUCUACCUCAACGAGACCAAUACUGAGGCGCAAGCUCUACUCGAUCUGUACAAUACCACUGGUUAUACCCAGCAUACCAUCCCGGCCUUUUUCGAACAGAUCAUGGUUCCCGCACCUGACUUUUUGGGUAGUGACUACAUGCAACCGCCUCCAGAUCUGACAGCAUGGAUGCCAGAGACUGACUGGCUUGGUCAGGUUGACAUAUUUGGCAAUGAUUUCACUCCAACUGUCAGUCAGAUGCUAGAAGUGCAGACAUCGCAGGUGACUGCCUUGCCUUCUGCAACGCCGCCUCUCAAUACAGAUGUUGCUCACGAGAAGAUUGAUAGCAACUCCGCGAAGAGGCGCCAUGCAGUCUUCAAACAGUCUGCCUGGUUCUGGAUCCCCGAGCGUAACCAGCACGCUUUCAGCGAGCACGAAAACAUCGCUCUGGACGAGCGUAACGUAGAUCUUGCCUCGUCACCACACAUGCCAUAUUCUUCCAACGUUGUGAUCCCAGAUAAGCUUUCGCCGGCAGCCCGCGACCGCAUCUUCCAAUUGGUGUCGAAGACAGCACAGAGCCAUAUCACCAUUCCGUCGUUCCCUUCGGCAGAGUGCGUCGACAAGCUGAUCAAGGUUGGAAUUGCAAAAAGAACUGAGACUGAUGCAUGGAUCCAUCCAUAUACCUUCGAAAGCGAGACUUCCCGGCCAGAAUAUCUCACCGCCUUGGUGGCAGCUGGGUGCGUAUGUUUUGGCGUACUCUCGGUGAGCAGAACAGGCUUGGCGCUACAAGAGAUAGUCCGAGUCGCGUUAAACAGGUUGUCCGAGAAUGAUAACAGUGUGAUACGCGACCUUGAAUACCUCCAAGCUUCGAUGCUUUGGCUUGAUAUCGGGGCGUUCUGUGGGUACAGGAGGAAGAUGGAAAUCGCGGAGAGUAGCUUGCAAUCUCUUGUCACGGCACUGCGGCGCGCUGGCAGAUUCGACCACAUCCGGUAUCCUGCAGUUACACCAUCUGCAGAGGAUGGCGACGAGGAACUACAUGCAAAGUGGAAGCAGUGGGUGGAGCAAGAAUCUUACAAGAGGUUGGUAUAUCAUUUGUUCGAGCACGAUAUCCACAUGACUAUGGCGAAGCAUCGCCCGCCACUGAUCAGCUACGCUGAACUUACGCUUAUGUUGCCUGCAUCAAAGACGCUGUGGUUGGCACCUUCAGCAGAGACAUGGCGAAUGCGCUAUCUUGACAUGGACGUCGUCGCCAGCGCUCCCUCACUGCAAACACUUCUGAAAGACGAAGCUGACAUACACUGUCUUCCUGCCACCAUCGACAUGCAGGUCGCUCACUCAUCCUAUCUACACGGUAUUGCUGCUCAGAUUUGGGAGUAUGGACAGCAAUCUGCGCUGAUGAACGAGAGCAGCGACGCCGCUUCACAGCUCUGGGCUCGAUCUCGUCAGGAAAAACUAUACCACUAUCUACAACGCGAAGACCUUUUACCUAGCAAACAUCCAGCCGUAACCUGCCUAUUCCACCAAUUCUUGCAGAUGUACCUCCACGUGAACCUCGAUCUAAUCACGCGCUUCGCCGGCAAAUGCGGCGAGAGCGCUGCCAACAGCGCGUACACUCACCUCUCACCCUGGAGCCAAACCAAAGAAGCCAGAGUCGCAAUCUGGCAUGCUGGACAAGUGGUAAGAGCUGCGCGACAAAUCCCACCUUACCAGAUCCGCGGCCCAGAUUCCUUCAUGUUAUACCAUGCCAUCAUGGUCCUCUGGACAUACAGCAUGAUGAUGCGCGACCUGGCUAAGAAGACCGGUACGACGACGCCGAUGCGCACACGGCCAAGUUCGCUUCCGAGCAAGGUUAUCUACCUCGAUGAUGCCGCCUCUGAUAACCAGGCUAGUGUUGUUAAUUCCUUCAUUGCUACGAAUAGCGGUAUACCGUGCCUUCGCAUCAUCUCUACGCACCAGCCAGUGCCAUCGGAGUCUGGGGCGAUCACUCGGCCCGAAAUCUGUAACCUCAAGUUUCCUUCGCAGGUUAUGAAGGUGGGUGUCAUGCUUCUUGAAUCCACACACCCGGAUGUGGAUCGCGAGACUGGACCACCUCUUGUGCGGGCUCUUUGCGGACUGAUGGAAGAACUGGGAGGUCUUCGAUGA
Alternaria infectoria is the source of this 2226-nucleotide messenger RNA. RefSeq lists its product as uncharacterized. The record is from RefSeq and is a predicted model, not a curated record. Gene Ontology annotation, biological process: DNA-templated transcription. The transcript is spliced from 7 exons. The coding region runs from base 1 to 2226 and encodes 741 amino acids. Gene Ontology annotation, molecular function: DNA binding; zinc ion binding. NCBI's taxonomy places the organism in Eukaryota, Fungi, Ascomycota, Dothideomycetes, Pleosporales, Pleosporaceae.